AUGGCCAGUCAGGCAUCGCAGGGAGCAGAUCCCACCGCUGCUGCGGCUAAUUUUGCCGCGAAUGCUGCGUCACAGCAGCAUCCGGGAGGAGCAGACGCGCAGCAGGUCGCUGGUUACCAGCAGGCAAUGCACAUGAUGCACGUGCAGGGAGGACACGUGGCGAACGCUGGUGCGAUGCCGCAGGGUUACCCUCAACAGAUGCCUGGAUCUUAUCCGAUGUACGCCAUGGGUCCCAUGGGGCCGGUCAUGGUCAACCCUCAGAUGUACGCCGCUUACAUGCAGAACAUGCAACACAUGCAUCCCCAAUUCGCCGCCGCGCAAGCCGCCGCCGCCGCCGCUGCUGCUGGUGCCGCCCAGAAACCCGGCGCAGCAGCCGCUGGUGCUCCGGAUGGAGGUUCGGGAGCAGCAGGUUCGGCAGGAACAGGUUCGGCAGCAGCAGGUUCGGCAGCAGCAGGUGGAGGCAUUGACGCGUUUGCGAGUCUGCUGGGCAGCACGGAUCGUGCUCUGCUGGCGAAAGCGGGGGAGGCUGCCGCGCAGAAGAUGCACGUGAAGGGCUUUAAGGGUCAGGGGGAGUCGGGACAGGAAGUGACGGGAGAAUCCGUGCCACAGCAACAGCAGCAGCAGCAGCAGCCCGAAGGAGGCAAACCUCUCUCCCCUGGCGCCUCAGCACCCGCGGCACAUGCACCAGUAGCAUCUGCACCAGCAGCCAUUGUUCCCACAGCACAGGCAUCAGACACUCGGGCAGCUGGAGAGCUUAAUUCCUUAGGCACUGAGUUGCCUAUUGCCUUUGGCUCUGCCGCUGCCACAGCUGCAGCACCCACACCUGCUCCCGUACUUGCAUCCUUUUCUUCACCAGCACCAGCAGCCGUGACGUUCGACCCAGAUGACGACUUUGGUGAUUUCUCCUCCUCCCCGGCAGUCCCCUCUGCUGCCUUCGCCCCUGCAGUUGCUGGGCCUGCACCCGCUGCAGCAUCCGGUUUGGGCAUGGGCAUGGCUGCAGGGAGCGUUGCUGUGAGUGGGAGUGCGGGCAGCGGGAGAGGGGAUGCUGCUGCUGGUUUGCCCGCUGCUUCGGGUACAGUCUCCGCUUCCCCGGAAUUUGUGGGGGUAGACCUCAGCAGCGCCGCGGUUACCCCUGAUCCUUCGAUUCGCCUGGAUGAGUCGGGGGCAGGGAAUCCAGUGCUGGUGCCGAGUAAUUCAGUGGCGGCAGCAGAAACAGCAGCUCUGGCAGCAGCAAUGACUGAAUCCCAGGUUGCUGAGCUGGAGAACGCUGAGCUGUCUCUCGGGCCGUUCCCUUCCACUGGCAGCAGCAAGGCAGCGAACCAAGCUUCAGCCCCAGCCACAGGCACAGGCAAGGAGGCAGCUACCACUGCUGCUGCUGCCACUGCUUCUGCUGGUUCUGGGAAGUCUGGUAACCUAAUGGACCUACUCUCGUCCCUCUAUGGAAGCUCGUCUGUAGGGACUGCAGCAGGCGCAGGAGGGGCAGGAGCAGCAGGGGCAGCAGCAGGAGGAGCAGGGGGAGGAGCAGCAGGGGGAGCAGGAUCAGGAGGAGGGAGGCUGGAAGGGGGGCGGUUGGGUCAAACAUUCUCAACGGGGCGAGUGCCUCUAGCAAUGGCGUCUGCUGCUGGGUAUGGCAGUUUGUUCGGCCUUCUCUCCCCGGGAACCCCUCCUGCUGAUGUGCCUUUGAGGGGUUCCAUGAGCGAGCAGGUGGGGCAGAGAGGGGGGGGGAGGGGAGGGGUGGCGGGGUCGCUGUCAGGGGAGGGUGGGGAAGGCUGGGAGGAGCAAGGUGACGGGUUGGCGGGCGGCACAAGUUUGUCCUUUGCGGCGGUGGACGGCGGUGGUAGUUCCACCGGUGGUGCUGCCGGCGAUGGUAGCAGCACAGGCGCUUCAGGUGCCUCAGGUGCCUCAGGAGGGCCGUCAGGUGCUUCAGGUGGUUCCUCAGGUGCUCCAGGGGCUUCCUACCGCAGAAGUGGCCUGCCAGGGGGCGGGCUACAGGGCCUGGCAGCAGACCACGUGCUGCCCAUAGUGGGGUCUCAACUGGGGGAGGGCGUAUUCACUGCCAGCAUCACCGCCGCCCUAGAGUCCGUCCUUCAGCCCACAGUGAUCCGCCUUCCCAACGAAGCUUCUCAAAAGAGAUGGGAGGAGACGCUACAGGAGCUGGCGGAAGGGGCGGAGAGCAUUGCGCGGAACGAGUUUGGGCGGCUGAGUGGGGAGCUGGUGAGGGAGGGGAGGAUGGAGGAGGCGUAUGCGUGCCGCCUGCAUGCUGCAGCGGUGCAGUUAUUGCCUGACUGUCAGGGGCAAUACUCCAUGGCUCUGGGGGAUGGAAGAGUGGAGGAUGCUGCUGCUGUGAGGGAAGAUAUCAAGCGGAUGGAGACUGUGUUGGGAAGUCCAGCGGCGGUGGAAGGGUGGAGGGAGAGGAGGAAAGCAGCAGCGCCGUCAGUGCCACCAAGCCAGCAUGCGGAUCAAGACGGUGGUGACAAAGCAACCACUGAAGGCGGCGAGGAAACAACCACCACGGAGAGUGGCACGGGAAGCUCAGACGGUGGGGCCACUGAAGGUGGUGUGGCUGGGUUGGGUUCCGAGUCUCAAGGGGCUGAGGGCGCCGUGACACAGACAGAGGACAACAGGUCGAGCUUACAGGAAGCCGAGGCAGCGGCUGAGAGCAAUUCAGGGAGGAACUCUUUGUCUCUGAGGUGGGAUGAGCGGUCGGUGGGGGAGAUGGGGGAGCUGCUGGGGCGCAGCAAGGGAGACGCCAGGGCUGCUGCUUUUGAUGGAGAGUUCAAGGAAGAAGAAAUAUGUGGUCUGGCCGCCCGGGAUCUCACAGCAGCACUGCUGAUGCACCGAAGGGCCAUCUUUUGGUACAACAUUCUCUCGGCAGUUUCUGCAGCAGAGGCGGCGUCGUUUGUCCGGUUGUGGGGGGCUGUUGCGGCGCGGUGCGCAGAUGUUCUGGAGGCAGCAGUGGGCGUGAAGGAGAAGGCUGCUGCUGAUGGCGCUGCAACGCUCGCUGCUCUGCUCGACAAUCCCAAGGCACGUGACUAUUUCGCAGCCAUCACCCAGACCUACGGUGUGCUUGUAGUCAUCGCUGCCUGUGCCCAGCUGCACCGACCCUGGCUCGCCGUCAGGCUCGGCACAGGCUCGGCAGGAUCACCAUCAGGUUCGGGUGAACCUGGCAGCAUGGCAGCAGGGGAGGAGGAGCAGGGGGGAGGGGACGGGGAGGGGGAUAUACUGUGGGCGCACUUGCUUAGGGGGCAGGCAGCCUGGCAUAAUGGAGGGCUGGAAGCAGUGGCGAAUGAGGUGCUGCCACGUGUCAUGCUGCCGCUGUCAUGGUCGGACGUGGAGAAGAUGCUGGAGGGCGCUGAGCUGGCAGCGGUGCAGCGGGCUGCUGAGCUGGCGCUGGAAGGGCGGCAGAGACACAUGGGGCUCGUGGGAGGGUCGGGGACUCUGCUAUGUGCUCUCACUCGGCUGCCCAUCUUUGCCUUCACAUCGGUGGCAGCAGUGGAGUGGUAUGGCCAUCGAUACUUGCUUCCUGUGGCCAACUUCUGGGCAAACCACAUUUCAAAUGCAAGCCCCAGCGCAGCCGCCGCGUCAAGUUAUCAUACGUGGAGAGAAAUGGGUUGUCUCGUGUCGAAAAUAGACCACGGUGAAACGAGCACAACAAAAAUUGAUAGCGGGGCCAGCAAGCCGGGAUCCAGCAGCCAGAAUAAUUCCUCUUUCCAAACCGGGACCUCUCAAAUCUCCGACAAAUUUGUGUCGGCCGACGACUCAAGCACGAACCUAAGUGUCAGCGACAGCGUCAGCGCCAUUCCCAACCCUGCGAACCUCGUCCCGAGCUCCCUGCGACAGUUUUCGUUCGCCGCACUCGAGGCUGCGACGAGCAAGUUCCAUCGGCGAAACUGCAUUGGCGAAGGCGGGUUCGGAAUUGUAUAUCGGGGGAUUCUUCAACCGGGGCCGAAUGGGCUUGGCGACCAUGCGACGGAAGUGGCGAUCAAGAGGAUGCGCGAGGCGAGCGACCGGUACACGGAAGAGUUUCUGAAAGAGGUGAUAGUCCUUGGGCGGCUGUCCCACCCGCACCUCGUGCGUCUGCACGGCUACUGCAUGGAGCGAGACGAGGCUCUGCUCGUGUACGAGUUCAUGACGGGGGGCUGCCUGCACCGCGCGCUAUCAGACAGUGCGAGCGGAGAGCUCGUCUUCAGCUGGAGCACGCGACUCAAGGUGGCGGUGCAGGUGGCAGACGCACUAGCGUUUUUGCACGGACGGAACUUGAUCCACCGCGAUAUUAAAGCUGCCAAUGUGCUGCUGUCGCCUGAGUAUGACGCGAAGGUGACGGACUUUGGCAUGGUGCGAGGGGGGCCGGAGGGACAGUUGCAAUCCAUCGUGGCGACCCGCAUCAUGGGCACGCGGGGGUACUCCGACCCCUCAUACAUGGAGACAGGACACCUGGGUCCCAAGAGUGACAUCUACUCCUUUGGCGUGCUCCUGUUCGAGCUGGUGACCGGCAGAAGAGUGGCGCAGGAGGAAGAGAGGGUUGUUGACGAGUGCAAGACACGUUUCGCGCGCGGCAACCCAAGUGCUGCAGGGUAUAUCGAUCCUCGCCUUGGUAACCCGCGCCCCGUGCAAAGCGCUCUACGCUUGGCCAUUCUGGCCCGCUUCUGUGUGAUGGAGAAUCGGUCAAACCGGCCAGACAUUGGGGAGAUAAGGAGGUUUCUGAGGGAGAUUGUGGAGGCGCAUGAGAAUGAUGUUGCAAAUGCGGCAGCUACAGGGUGA
Closterium sp. Yama58-4 is the source of this 4761-nucleotide messenger RNA. The record is from the annotation of a GenBank genome assembly. Lineage: Eukaryota; Viridiplantae; Streptophyta; Zygnematophyceae; Desmidiales; Closteriaceae.